Messenger RNA from Rhagoletis pomonella (apple maggot), 4197 nucleotides. RefSeq lists its product as uncharacterized. The coding region runs from base 70 to 981 and encodes 303 amino acids. Lineage: Eukaryota; Metazoa; Arthropoda; Insecta; Diptera; Tephritidae. The transcript is spliced from 7 exons. The record is from RefSeq and is a predicted model, not a curated record.
ACUCUUUUGAAUUUGUUUUUCUAAAUAAUUCUCCUUCCCAUUACAGGUAAUCCCAAAAGUCUACUGCCAAUGCCCGUGGAAGACUCAUCAAUGCGCCGCUCGUGCUCGCUCAGCGACUUGCAUAUGGGAAUUAGCGGCAACAUGGGUAAAUCUGGAAAAUCCAAUGGUAGUCAAUUGAAAAAUCCAGGCGUUGUUUAUCGUAAUAGCACAGCGACAAGGUCUGCAAGCAAGCGCAAUAGUCUACAACUGAAAAGCUCGACUGGUUUGGGUGCAUCGAGUUCAUCGAUUGGUGUACUAAAUCAAGCGAGUGAUUCUGAAAAUGAGGACAACAAUCGUGGUCGCAGUAGCGGAAGUAACUCAAAUCGUACUAAUGGACCUACCGCCGCCAAUCGUCAGUAUGCAAACAAGAAUUCUAACACAAAUAACAAUCGGCGAAAAGGUUUACAGCCGAAUUUCAGCAAUGCCGCUCCACUGCAAGACGAUUCCAGCUCCGAAGAGACGCCGGGCGGUUCGUCCAACUCCAAACCAAUAGUGCCACCACGCCCGCGUAAUUUAACUUUCGAUCAUAAAAGCAAAGUGCUCAACAGUCCAAAUGUAAUGAAGCAACGUGGCGUAUUUGAAGCGCCUGAAUUUGGCGCACUAGAAAGUUCUGAUCCGAAAUCACAAGUGCACAACGUGAUUAACAAUUUAUAUACAACAACACAAACGGUCAUGCAACUGCAUGCGAAUCUAAAGAAUUGUGAGGAUUCAUUAAUGUUAAAGGAACUGGAGAAUGCUGUGAUUAUGACGCAAAAUAUGUUAACAAACAUUACACAAAAUAAAAAUGACAAAACUCACUCACAACAUAGUCACGCCUAUACAACCACAGAACAGGCGAAUCUGGACAACGGCGACUACUUGAUGAUGGUCAACAAUUGCGCCGAUCUUCUAAGUAAUUUUCGUAUGAAGCACAAAUUGGACGACUGUGAGAAUAACUCCUAGUGUAGUAGUAGCAACACUAGCAGCGAUUGAGAAUUUAGCGUUUAAUUAAAUACACAACAAAUAAAGAACGAGACGAGAAACCAAGCAGCAAAGAGAAAUGAAUAACAAAUAUGCAACUAAACUAAUUAACACAGACACAACUAACUAUACAUGAGAAAGGAAAUGAAAAGCAAGCAAAUAUGUAGAGGAUAACGAUGAACGUGGAACUGAGAGCGUCUGAAUGUGUCAACUCCAUUUUGGAGAAUUACUAAUAAUUUAAUUAUCAAAUACCUAUAUGUAAUUAGCUAUAAUAAAAAAAUAGAAAUAAUAAUGUCAUUAGAAUUUGUAAGUGCGAAAAUGCAGCAUAUUUCCUGCUAUGUGCGCGACAAUGUAGUUGUAGCUAGAAGACAAAAGCAGCAAAUAUAAAUAAAAGCGAAAUUUUAGCUAAAAACAAGUGUAACGUAAACGUAAUUAAAAGCUGAAAGAGCAAUGCGGAAGUGACUUGCUUAAAACAUAAAGCUUACAAACUAACUAAUUUUUCUUAACAAGCUGUUAUAUUCUGCCUUAUUUUACACACACACAAAUACAUACAUAGCAAGUAACAUAUACACACACGAAUCCAAAAUUGUAUAUGUAAUGUAUCUACUCUGUAUUCGUUUGAACCAGAAAGAAUUUGUAACUUGUUUGUUGUUAAGUUUGCAGCCAAUGUUUUGUAAGUUUUGUUAAGUGCUUACUUAGCCUUAAGUGUGACGCUAAUUAGUUAAAUUUAAUUUGUAAUAACUGUAAAUGUAUUUGUAUUUGGUUUGCUCAAUUGGCUUAAAUGGAGCAACAAUGCUCACUCACCUACACGCGUGUGGAGAGUACUUGCUACAUACAUACAUACACCCGUACAAAAUUUAAGUGCGAUUAAUGUUAAUUUCGAUUGUUUGUUAGUUGCCUUAACACUUAAUUCGUAAUAAGUUAUGUUUAUAUAGUUAAAUUUAAGUCACAUUUGCUGUAACAGAGUGUUGUUGUUUAUUUGAUAGCAACAAAAUUUGCUUGACUCAAAAAAGCAAAGCAAAUGCUAGAAAAUGUGUUGUUUUGAAAAGCAAAGAUGAUAACAAUAAUAUAAUCAAUACAGUACAGUCUUUUGGAAUAUUGAUAAAGAGAAAAUGCCAAAUUUUGUGUAAAAUUUAUAACAGAAAAUUAAGUAGCGUUUGAGGUGAAUUUGCAAAUGUUUUUGCUGCGAUAAUAUUUAGGUUGUAAAAACUUUUGCUAAGUGUCAAUUGCUUAUAAAAUUAGUUGAAAAGUUGAGUGCUGGUGGGCAAAAAUGGAAGGACAACAAGAGCAAAGAGUGUCGAGGAAGUUAAACGCUUGCAAAUGUUUUUUAAAGGCAAACUUUUUUGCAACUUGGUGUGGAUUGGUUUUGAAAAGACAAUAUUUUUUGCCCAACAGAUGACUAUUUCAAAAUAUCGAUGCCUUUUUCGUUUGGUCAUCUGUAAACACUUUUAAGUGUAUUAUGUGUGCGUGUGUAUUUUGCCUGGCGCUGAUAUAAAGGCAUACAAUUUGUUGAUCUACUAACCGAUAUAUAAUACCCAAUUUCCACCAGACCAUAAAAUGGCGCGAAGGUUCCAAAAAGAUUUAGGGCCGUUAACUUAUCUAUUUUAAAGUAUGGUUCUAAUGAUUUUUACUACAGAAAGAUCUGUGUCUUAUUAUUUUAAAAAUGUCAUCUGGAAAAUACCUAUUUACUUUUUUUAACACAAUUGCAUCGGCAUUUUUUAAAUACCAAAUUUAUUAUUAAAAAAUUUGUAAUUUAAAGUAUGCGUGGAAACCUGGCAUAUGAGUUCUUAACAUAAACUUUUCUUGAAGCCUUGAAAGUAAUCCAAACUAUUAGAGUAGACAAGGGUUAUCGAUGGAAAAUUUAGAGCAAAAUAUGUCCGCAAAUUCUGCCCUCGACCUAGUGAAACCCAGCUUUAGCCCAAAAAAUUAAGAUCGCCUCGAAACGCUCUAAAAAAAAAAAAUUACCUACAGUAGAGCAUUUCUUAUCCGUAUUAAUUUGAAUUUGGUGACAGCUUGAGUAUAGGGAAUUUUUGCUACUGACUUAUAUAAUUCAGCUCUAGGUUUUUUGAAUCACAUUUUCAAUUUCAAAAAUGCUCCCCAGCCAAAGUCUAGCUCUUUUUCCAUUUUAGCCUUCGUAAAAAAUAUAUUUGCAAGCGUAUAAACUCCUCACACUUGAUGGCUACAGUAGUAGAGUUGUGGAAAUAUGUAGAAUAACUCGCAAUGUACUUAGCCGGGGUCUGAAUCUAAAACUGAAGUCAAAUAAUGUCUGGGUUGUUUUAAGGUUAGAAAGAAAUAUUGAGCCAACUUUUGAUUUCCGACUGCAGAGAUGGAUUUAGCGUGCCAAAUUUUUGAGGCAUUGGCUAGGAGUAGCGUUCGUUUUUGAAAGAGCCACCAAAAGCAUUCAUGCACUCUACUUCAACAGCCAAAAAAAUAAAUAAUGAAAGUGUGUUACGAAAUUUUUCUUUCACUGCUUUUACUGCAAUAGUAUUCAUUUUGCUGCUAAUGAAAGUUAUGAUCUUCCUGAACACUUGAAUGAUGAAGGCACGUAAAUACCAAACAAUUAAACAGAAAAAGUAGUUAUCUGCCAAAAUUAAAAAAAAAAAACAACAACUAAGAGUUCAUAUAAAAUGCGCCUCUACGUAAGGGUUUCCAUUUACAUGUUUUAUUAAACUAGUAGUUUUCAUGAAAAUCUGUAAUUAUCCAAACAUACUACAUAGGUAUUUACGUAUAUAAAUAAUGUACUGUAUUGUAUUGUAUUGUAUUGAACAUUAAUAAAUAUAAUUUAUACCUAAAGCUAUGAUUAUAAUUAUACAAAUAUUAUCAUUAGUAGGCUUUAAUCAACCAUUUAACUACUAACCACUUACUACAAUUAAAUUAAGAGCGUGAAAAAUGUUUCGUAGUCUAAACUUAAUUAAAACUUUAACAAUAAUUUUAAUUUAAUCACUAAACUUAAACACAAAUGCGUUGUAUUGUAGUCCAACUAGUAAGAAAAUAAAUUUCAAAUUAUACAUACAAACAUACAAACAUAUUCUACAUACAUAACUAUUACACAAAGCUGACAAUUACGUUUAAUUACUUAAUUAUUGCUGCGUGACAAAAAUAGAAAGCUACGAGUAUAUUGUAUUGUAAUGUAAUCCUAAUAAAAAGACACUAAUUAAAUUAAUAAUUAAAUAAUAAAAAUAGCAAUAAAAUAUGCAA